Molecule: messenger RNA, 3940 nt
Organism: Danio rerio (zebrafish)
Lineage: Eukaryota; Metazoa; Chordata; Actinopteri; Cypriniformes; Danionidae
Source: RefSeq, a predicted model, not a curated record
UUUUGUCAGAAAGCAUGACGUCACUUCAUGUCACCGAAUGGGAUUUGCUAUGCUAGCUGCUUAGCUAGCCAUGUCUCUAUAGUCGUUGUGUAAGAUAAAAUAAUUAGCAUUAAAAACCCUGAAUCGUCGAACUACAACAGUUAUCUGUUACAUAAACUUUUUCCAUCUUCUCACCUUUUAAAAGAAAUUUUGGAGGUCAUGGAGGAAUCAGGAGUCAUAGAGGUGACCGUAAAAACUCUGGACUCCCAGAGCAGGACGUUCACCGUCAGAGGAGAGUGGACAGUGAAGCAGUUUAAGGAGCACAUCGCUGCUUCUGUUGAAAUCUCUGUGGAUAAGCAGAGGUUGAUUUACCAGGGUAAAGUGCUACAGGAUGAAAGGACACUUACAGAAUACAAUGUUGAUGGGAAGGUCAUUCAUCUUGUGGAGCGGCCGCCUCCUCAGAGCAGUCAGCCUGGAGGUGGAGGAGGUGGAGUUUCUGGCUCCUCAGGUGCGGCAGAUGGAGGAUCUUCUUCCUCUCAGUCAUCAGCUUAUACAACUUCACACGACCGUAAUGCCAACAACUACGUCAUGCUGGGGACUUUUAACCUGCCGGUGAACAUCAUGGACCCACAGCAAAUACAGAUGUCAGUGCAGCAGAUGCUGGCUGGUGUUGGAGAAAUGGGGCGUAAUGUCAGAGUGAGCACCAGCACAGGAAGCAGUGGCUCCGUGGACGUUCAUAUCAAUGUGGACCAAUCAGUGCAGAGCGAGCCCAGGAUGAGACUCCAUCUGGCUGAAAACUUGCUGCGGGAGACUCAGGCUUUAAUCCACAGGCUUGAGGGUCAAUCAAGUGAACCGUCUCAGCAGGAGACUCCACCUCCUCAGCCAUCUUCAUCAUCAUUCUCAGCACAUCCAAUGGACAGCUCCCCACCUCCACCAUCCGUCUCAUCCUCUGCUUCCCAGACCGAAGGAGAAACUCAGUCUGGACCAAAUCACCCAAGCCCUUUAGAGUUGGUAGAGGUUCUAUCAGAGGUACGAAGGGUGGAGGAGCGUCUCCGUCCUUUCAUGGAGAGAACACAUUCAAUCCUCGGAGCGGCCACUUCUGCUGACUACAAUAACAAUACUCAAGAACGGGAGGAAGAUCAGCGCACUCUCAACUUGAUUGGAGAGUCCCUCCAUCUCCUUGGCAAUACAUUGGUGGCUCUGAGUGACCUUCGAUGUAAUUUAUCUGCUCAGCCUCCCCGGCACUUACAUGUGGUGCGGCCGAUGUCUCACUAUACCUCCCCUGUAAUGAUGCAGAGUGGACUGCCCCAUAUACCCAUUCCAAUGAACCUGGGCUCCACUGUGACCAUGACGUCAAACAGCAGACAGACAAGCGAUGGUCAGCCCCAACCUCCACAUUCCAGCAACCAAUCAGAUCAGCAGGGUCAGGCUCCUCCUACUCCAGCAAAUGAAUCCAAUCAACAGACAGGACAUGGACAGGGGACUCCAAGAGUGAUCAGGAUCACUCAUCAGACCAUGGAGCCAGUGGUCAUGAUGCAGAUGAACCUGGACGCAGAUUCAGACAGUGGAGCGCAGGGCCAAAGUCAACAGAACCCCAGUGCUGCUGGAGAGACUGGCACCACAGUGCCCCUCCAUGUACCAGGUCUGCCACCGGAGUUCAUGCAGGCCAUCAUGCAUCAGAUCUCCCAACAGGCUGUCACCAUGGCAACUGCAGCCUCUGCCGGACACCAGGGGCAACAGCAGGGCACUGCUGGCGCAGGUGCUCAGAAUGGAGAGAGCCCAGUCCCUCCACCACCUCAGGCCAGGGUGGUCAUAACAAGGCCCACCCUAUCCCCUCGUGUCCCCCAACCCAUGGGCACCAGAGGAACCACCAUCAACCUGCGUGCGGCAGUGCCCCCCCCAUCAGGGCAACAGACUAACCAAGGCAGUCCUAUGACAUCCUCUCCUCUCACACAGAUGGUCAGUGGCUUGGUUGGGCAGCUUUUGCUGCCAUUGCACACAGGGGACCAGACAUCCACUACCUCAUCGUCCCAUUCCUUUUCUUUCUCUACCUCCUCAUCCACAUCUUCUUCCUCCUCUUUUUCUUCCGCCUCUCCUCCUCUAUCCUCUGCCAACACAUCCGGUCAGACAUCCACACACACCACCAGCACAGCGUCUGUAGGUCAGGCCCAGGAGAGCGGCCCAGGAGACAAUCUAGCCCAGCUGCUGGGCUCACUUCUGGGAGGAGCUGCAGGAGCUGGCGGAGGAGUGUCUGGAGCCACUCCCUCCAUCACAGUGACUGUUCCGGGUGUCCCUGCAUUCAUUCAGGGCUUGUCUGAGUUCAUUCAGUCGGGCCAGCCUGUGUUUCCUUCACCGAAUCAGCAGCCUCCACCCUCACAAGCCACGCCACCUUCUGCCCCUUCAGGACCCGCCCCCACCACCGCCCCUAGUGGAGGAGCGGAGACCCUCAGCCCUGAGCUUUUCACAGGCAUAGUUCAAGGUGUGCUGUCCACCAUGAUGGGCUCUCUGGGGGCUGGUCAAGGCAACACUGAGAGCAUCGCCCAGUUUAUCCAGAGACUGUCCCAGACCAGCAACCUCUUCACCCCUGGGGCUGGAGACGCAGUGGGGUUUUUCGGAGAUCUGCUGUCUCUGGUGUGUCAGAGUUUCUCAAUGGUGGACAUGGUUCUGCUUCUGCAUGGUAAUCCGCAACCUCUGAGCCGCAUCCAGCCCCAGCUCACAGCCUUCUUCACGGAGCAUUAUCUGCAGGGUCGAGAGCCCACUGAUGCCAAUAUCGCUAGUGCUUCUGAGGAUCUGAUCAAUGAACUAGAGGAGUACAUUGCAGAGAGUUUUUCUACAGUAACCGUUAGAGAAGGAGUGGACAUCAUUCAAACCAACAUGUCCUUCCUGAGACAACAGUUCACUCGCAUGGCUACUCAUAUUCUUCGCUGUACAGACAACACAUUUGGCCAGCGUUUGCUGUAUCUGUGCACUCAGGGUCUUUUUGAGUGUCUGGCCCUCAAUCUCUACUGCUUAAGAGGAGAACAAAGAGCUUUGACCACUGUCAUAAACCACCGAAUUAGGAGGAUGUCAGCAGAAGUGAACCCCAGUCUGGUGAACUGGUUGACCAGUAUGAUGUCCAUGAGGCUGCAUGUAAUUUUAGAGCACAAUCCGGUCACUGAGGACCAGAUCCAGCAUUACGUCAUCUAUACGCAGAGCGAAUCUGCUCGGAGAACAGAGGCAGGUUCACAGUCAAGCCAGCAGUCACAAAAUAUGAAUGUGGAGGAGGGCCUGUCUCCUGCUCCUGCCACCACAGCAGAGGAAGCGCUGAGAUCCACAGGAGACACUGAUGGAGAUGAAGCACCCGGCAGACCAUCGGCAGAAGAGACACGAGGAGCCGUAGCCAUGGCAACCACAGAAAGGGAGGAGUCAACUGGAGAGGCAGAGCCAUGGGCGGCAACCGUUCCACCUGAGUGGGUUCCCAUCAUCAGACGUGACAUGUUGACCCAGAGGAAGAUGAAAGCACAGCCUCCUCUGUCUGAUGCGUAUAUGCAUGGGAUGCCGGCUAAGAGGAGAAAGACGGCACAGGGGGAAGGACCUCACCUCUCUCUUACUGAAGCCGUGAGUCGAGCUGCCCGGACAGCGGGAGUGCGACCGGUUACUGCCCCAGACAGCCUACAGGGAGAGCUGGAGACCCCAGAGCUGCAGGAAGCAUAUGCGCAACAGGUGAAGAGUGACAUAAAGAAGCGUCUGAGUGACGAUCCAGACUACAACCACCAGCGCUUUCCCAACACACACAGAGUGUUUUCUGAAGACGCCUGAACAGACACAGCUUUUACACGCUCGUGAUCAAUCAGCUCUAAAAGUGAACGGCCUAUAGCGCCUCAUGCGUUGAGGGAAAAACCCUGUUUUAAAAACAUCUGGCGUAUAAUUCAGAUUUCUGCCAUACUACAGUGUGUGGAUGGUGACUAAACAUAGAGCCUGG